Phodopus roborovskii (desert hamster) is the source of this 2920-nucleotide messenger RNA. RefSeq names its product chromosome unknown C6orf89 homolog (gene CUNH6orf89). The record is from RefSeq and is a predicted model, not a curated record. Gene Ontology annotation, cellular component: nucleolus; Golgi membrane. Lineage: Eukaryota; Metazoa; Chordata; Mammalia; Rodentia; Cricetidae. Bases 271 to 1317 code for a protein of 348 amino acids. The transcript has 9 exons.
GACGCCAAGAGGUUUCCCUUUGUGUUCGAGGCCCGGCCAGCUGCGUGAGAAGCGCUUCCGGGUCGCGCUGCCGGAAGCAGGAAGUUGUUGGCCCAUCCUCCUCGCCCGGCGGCUGGUGUCCCCGAGGCGGGAGGAGCCCGAGAGGGCGCGGGCCCGCAUGGUUAAACCACUGUUACAGAGUCAAGUUCAUUCUUCCGAACUUCCCUCCGAGACAAAGUUCCUUUCUGCCAGACUGGACCCUCUUUCUGGAGGGAUUUCGCUUUGGAAGACAUGGAUCUCGCUGCUAAUGAGAUCAGCAUCUAUGACAAGCUUUCAGAGACUGUCGAUUUGGUGAGACAGACAGGCCAUCAGUGUGGAAUGUCAGAAAAAGCAAUCGAAAAAUUUAUCAGACAGCUACUGGAAAAGAAUGAACCUCAAAGGGGACCACCCCAGUACCCUCUCCUCUUAGCUACAUAUAAGGUCCUCCUAACUCUGGGAUUAAUCUUAUUCACUGCCUACUUUGUAAUUCAGCCUUUUAGCUCCUUAGCACCUGAGCCAGUGCUUUCGGGAGCUCACACUUGGCGCUCACUCAUCCAUCACAUUCGGCUGAUGUCCUUGCCCAUUACCAAGAAGUAUAUGCCAGAGAAUAAGGGCGUUCCUCUGCAAGGAGGAGAGGAAGACAAACCUUCCCCAGACUUUGACCCCUGGUCAUCAAGUGACUGUGAGCAGAACGAGUCAGAGCCCAUCCCUGCCAACUGCACUGGCUGUGCCCAGAUGUUGCCCCUCAAAGUAACGCUCCCAGAGGACACUCCGAAGAAUUUUGAGAAACUCCGUCCUCUGGUGAUCAAGACAGGACAGCCUCUGUUGUCUUCAGAGAUUCAGCAUUUCUCGUGCCAGUACCCUGAAGUCACAGAGGGCUUCACUGAGGGGUUUCUCACCAAAUGGUGGCGCUGCUUUCCUGAGAGGUGGUUUCCAUUUCCUUACCCAUGGAGGAGACCUCUGAACAGAUCACAGAUCUUACGGGAGCUUUUUCCUGUUUUUACCCAACUUCCAUUCCCAAAAGAUGCCUCCUUAAACAAGUGCUUCCUGGUCCACCCAGAACCUGUAGUUGGCAGCAAGAUGCAUAAGGUGCAUGACCUGUUUACUGUUGGCAGCGGGGAGGCCAUGCUGCAGCUCAUCCCUCCCUUCCAGUGCCGAAGACACUGUCAGUCUGUGGCCAUGCCCAUAGAGCCUGGGGAUAUUGGCUAUGCAGGUGCUGCCCACUGGAAAGUCUACAUUGUAGCCAGAGGGGCCCAGCCUUUGGUCAUCUGCGAUGGAACCACUCUCUCAGAACUAUAGGACACAACUAUAAGAACUGCUUGAAGAGCUGAAAACCAGGCUGAAAAGAGUGGAGAGGAGAAUAAAAACACUGAAACAUUUUCCUUGGGUUGGUUGCUUAGUUACCUGCCCUGGAUUCUCUGCCUGUCAGCUGUGCUGGAGACAGCAGCUAGGGCCCACCUGUUCAUCUCUGUCCCUAGAUCCCUCAGGAAGGGUUGCAGCUUGGCUGCUGGCCAAGACUUUGUCCACAUGUGUCACCUCCAGGCCUUUGGACACCGAAGUGUGGAAAUGGCCUGGUGGCUCCUCUUCUUGGGCAUGACUUCUUGGCAGUGGAGGGGCAGCAGUAGGUCCCAUACCCUUCACCUGGUGGAUCUGUUUGUCUACUUUUUCCCUAGCCGCAUCACUCAGUACAAAAAGGAGGUCCGUGGUUGACUUUAAAAAUCACUACAGUUUGACAAGCAGAAUGAUUUUGGAACCAGUGUGGGGAGGAUCAGAUAGCCAGAAUUUCAUUUUUAAAAGCACCUGCUUAGCACCAGGUUUCAUGGUGCAUAUCUUUAAUCACAGAACUUGGGAGGCAGACCAAUAUCUAUGAGCUCUAGGCUACCCUGGUUUACAUAGUGAGUUCCAGGUUUGCCAAGGAUUAUAUAGUGAGACCCUGUUUCAAGCCCCACCCCCACCCCCAAAAAAGUACCUCCUAGAUUCUAGGGAUGUAGCUCAGUGGUGAAGUGCUUGCCUAGUGAGUGUGAGGCCCUGAGCGCAGUCUCAGCAUCCCAAAGAGGAAAAGGAAAGUGUCCUUCUUCCGUAACCCAUGGCUCCUGGAGUUUUUGUGAUAGAUGCUAGACACUGGGUUACAAUUCUAAAUCUUAGAGGUUCCUGUGCCUUUCCCACACUGCCCAUCAGAUUGUUUUUCUCAGACAUUCAGCCUCCCCUAGCUGGCCAGUACCCUCGCUCAGGCUGCAGUGCCCUUGUCAACUGCUGCCACGCCCCACCCCCUUCAGAAGGAAUGAGUUAGAAUAGCUGGCCUGAGGGAGACGGGCACCUCCCUGAGUUUGAUCUUUAGGCCUGACUUUCUACGGAGAUAUUUUUCAGCAGCCUCAGCUGAUGUAAUGUGUUUGGGGGAGGAGGUGCAGAGCCACAGUGCUUGCUGUCGGUGUGCAGCUCACUUUGUGUCCUACCAUGAUCCCGUCCUUUUACCAGGAGGCACAGUGAGAUGUUGGUUUUGUCAGGAUACACGACUGUCCUAAUGAGUGACCCACUGUGCUUAUUUAUUGCUCCUGAGUGCUUUGGGAUGUAUUCAUCGAACAGUGCAAAUAAGGAUGCUUUUGGUGUUUGCUGACAGGAACUCACUCUGUAGACCAGGCUGGCCUUGAACUCAGAGAUCCACCUGCCUCGUCUCCCAAGUACUGGGAUUAAAGGCAUGUGUCACUGUGUCACCACUGCCUGGCAGGGAUACUCUUUUUGCUUCAUCUACCACCGUUUUUGUUUUGUUUCAAGACAGGGUUUCUCUCUGUGUAACUCUGGCUAGCCUCAAACUCAUGUAGACCUGAUUGGCCUUGAACUCACAGAGUUCUACCUGUCUCUUCCUCCCCAGUACUGAAAUUAAAGGUGUGUACCAUUAUACUCA